GUUAGACUUCCAGGAGGCAACUGAAGAGCCAGACUACCUUACCCACGAGACAGGACUUCCCUACACACAUUCUGAGCUACCUGCAAUAUCUGGGAACUGCGCCUCAGUCUGAACUCUUAUACAUAUGCAAGAACAUUUUUUUCCACAGGAACAACACAUCCUGCACAUCGUUCCCUUACACAUGUUGGAUCAGCGUUCUUUGCACAUCUUGCCCAUGAUCAACUCCAUGCUGAUCCUGCAGCUGUUCUUGCUGGCUCCUUCUGCUGUGGCUGGCUGCAGCAGGGAUGAAGUUGACAGGCAUCUCAUCCUGGCUAGAAUCAAGGCACAUUUCCUGGAGUCCCUUGGUCCUGUCCCCAAAAGCGAAAGUGUCCAAGUGGGACGAAGGGGACUCCACAGGCGGCAUGCCUUGGGCACAGCAGCUACUCACAACUGGGAGGAAGAAGAUGCAUCCCAGGUGAUUGCCUUCCCAUCAAAAGAUGUGCCCUGUGAGCCACCUCAGCCGGAUGAGCUUCCAGAGGAUGAGGGAGUUUUCACCUACAUUUUUCAACCCUCAAUACAUAUCCUGAGUCGUGUGGUGACAUCAGCCCAGCUGUGGUUCUACACCAGCCCUGUGAUAGUUCAGAACAGCCACUCAGAAGCUGCUUCCAACAGCUCCACACCAGAGGCAGAGAUACUGACACUCUCUGAAGAAGGCCGGGUCCCACUAGCUACCAUGGCAGUGCCAGCUCCUGAGGGCUGGACGGUCUUUCACUUUAGAACAUCCUUCUUCCCUUACCUUGCCCAGAAUAUAUUUGUGCUCUUCAUUCAUUGCCCAGGCUGCCCCUGUGUGGCUGAUGCUGAAAAGAUGCCCUUCCUUGUGGCAAUCACCAAACCCAAGGGCCGAGACCGGGCCCGGCGCUCCUCAGUACCCUGGUCACCAGCUGCUCUCAAUUUGCUCCAGCGACCUUCAGAUGAUGCUGCAGUCCAUGCCAACUGCCACCGUGCCUCCCUCAAUAUCUCUUUUGAAGAACUAGGGUGGGACAAGUGGAUCGUGCAUCCUAGCAGCUUUGUGUUUCAUUACUGUCAUGGAAACUGUUCCGACAGCCACACACUCACACACAAUCCCAACUUCCAGCUCUGCUGUGCUGCCUUACCAGGCACCAUGCACUCUCUGAGGGUCCGUACCACCUCAGAUGGUGGCUACUCCUUCAAGUAUGAGACAGUGCCCAACAUCCUCACCCAGGACUGUGCCUGCAUAUAGCAAGGACUCAGCUUUAGCAGUACAAUACUCUCCUAAUGGGAAACUACUGUCUUGCUCAGAUCAGUUCACUCUAGACCCUCAGCAACAAGUCUUCUUCAUAUGAACCCAGGACCAAAACACUUCUAGGCAGGGCUUAAUAGUGCCAGUGCCUUAUCUACUCAGUGUGAAGACUGGUACCUUUGGCCUUCACAGCCAGCUUUGGAGGCCCCUCUGCAUCUCAUUUGCCCUUGGGCUUUAUUAACUGAAGCUACAAUCAGACUGGAGGACCAAGAUUGGAGUGGGGAAGCUGCUUAAUCUUCUCCUUUUGUUUUGUCCCCUCAAAAAUGCCUCUGCUUAGCUGCUAUCCCACCCAUCACAGAAAAAGUGUAGGAUCCUCAUUUAAUUUCAGGUUGGAGAGGGUGAUAUUGAGCAAGCAGGAAGGAAUAUAAUUAAAUAGUCCUCCUCCUCCUCCUCCUCCUCCUCCUCCUCCAUUUGUUCCCUCUUGAUGACAGCCCACAAGGAAAGCUAAUGAACGCAUAGACAGUUUGGCCUCAGUGUCCUGGACCUAUGUCUCUGAACAGAACCAGAAAUGCAGCCCUGUUUUCCAAAGCUAGAAGGGAGAGUUAAGGAGUAUCAUAAUCUGAGGAAAAGAGUAGAGGUAAUGAAGAUUCUUAUCAAUCACAGAAAAGCCAAACACUUUUUGGAUUGGCAGCAAGAAUACUACAACUAUCUGAGCAGCAACAGGCCAGAUAGGACCUAGAAUCCGCAGAAAGAAUGCGCUUGAAAAUAUACAGACAGGCAGCAUUUCUUGCCAAUCAUGCAGUUGAAUUUGGCUCACGCAGCUAACUUGCCCUGCAAGUUUUCCAAACUCUAGGGAUCUGAAAGAAAGUUUGCUUCCCUUAAAAAACUGAGAAAAAAUUGCUCAUUUUUGAUUAAUGAUCCUCAGACCUGGCAUGCUACAUUUUCACUGGGUCUUUCUUUCCUCAUCCUCUUUCAGAUACAGGUUUACCCUUGGGGUACUACAAAGUGCAAGAGGAAACUUGCAGCAGAGUGCUUACGCUUGGCUUCUCAGCCAUCCCAGUUCUGAUCUCCCUCAAGAG
Molecule: messenger RNA, 2319 nt
Organism: Candoia aspera
Lineage: Eukaryota; Metazoa; Chordata; Lepidosauria; Squamata; Candoiidae
Gene: INHA
Product: inhibin subunit alpha
Exons: 2
Coding region: 125-1240 (371 amino acids)
Cellular component (GO): extracellular region
Molecular function (GO): cytokine activity; growth factor activity
Source: RefSeq, a predicted model, not a curated record